UAUUGCGUAUUGCUCCGUAUGAAACUAGUAACAAGAGUAAAAACCGAGAGAACACAUAUGGUUGCUUGGUUGGGAAUUCACUAGUCGGCACCCGCUGAAUCUCUGCAUUCUCAGAGCAAGAAAGAGCCUUAAAGUCCGAACAAGUCUACUCAUUUAAAAGAUGUUGAAUCAUUGGUCAAUCUUGUUGUUUAUGGUAAUUUCAUGCUGUAUUCGGGUUUCUUAUGCUAGUGCUGGUGAUGCCGAUCCACUUUACAGGUCUUGUGUGAAUCAGUGCAUAAGCAGUGGGUGUAUUGGUGAGAAAUGCUUUCCACAAUGCAAUUCUUCUUCUGAUGGUGGUUCAGUCCACAAUCCAUGGUACACGCAAGAACCUCUUUACUUGAAAUGGAAACAAUCUGAUUGCCUCAGCAAUUGCCGCUACUAUUGCAUGAUUGACAGAGAAAGAGAAAGACAAUCACUUGGUCUUGAACCUGUUAAAUAUCAUGGAAAAUGGCCUUUCACACGUGUACUGGGACUUCAGGAACCUGUUUCAGUGGCGCUAUCUAUCCUCAACCUCUUAAUGCAUUUCAGUGGUUGGCUUUCCUUUUACAUCCUUCUACAAUAUAAGCUUCCGCUAAAGCAAGAUGGAACUUAUUAUGAAUACACCAAUUUGUGGCAUAUCUAUGGCUUCCUAUCCCUUAAUUCUUGGUUCUGGAGUGCUGUUUUCCACAGCCGAGACAUUGAUUUAACAGAGAAGCUUGAUUACUCAUCUGCAGUGGCUAUACUUGGGUAUUCACUCAUUGUUUCAAUAAUGAGAAGUUUCCGUGUUCGAGAUGAGGCUGCUAGAGUCAUGGUGGCUGCUCCACUUCUGGCUUUCAUAGCCACUCACACAAUGUACCUGAACAACUACAAAAUGGAUUAUGGAUGGAACAUGCAAGUCUGUGUGGUCAUGGCUGUUGCUCAGCUUCUCAUAUGGGCAAUCUGGGCUGGUGUCUCUCAUCAUCCUUCGCGGUGGAAGCUGUGGUUUGUGGUCAUAGCUGGUGGACUUGCAAUGCUUUUGGAGAUAUAUGAUUUCCCACCUUACGAAGGAUUUGUUGAUGCACAUGCUCUUUGGCAUGCCAGCACCAUUCCCCUCACCUACCUGUGGUGGAGCUUCAUUAAGGAUGAUGCCGUAUACCGAACUGCUGAUCUUACAAAGAAGGUAAAGUGAGCAAAUCUCUUAUCAAACCAUUAAGAAUGUUGGCAUGGCAUUAUUCAGGAUCACGCGAUUGAUUCAAUUGUGCCAGUUGAUUCGAAUGGUGCUACUGGUUUUCUGUUUAUGGGGUUUGGUUGCAGAUGUGAGAUUCUUUAGUCAAGAAGGCUAUAAAUUUGAAGAGGCUCCUGAUGUUAAAUUAAGAAAUUAGUUAUGAAGGAUGAGCUUUGAGCCUGUAAUUUGCUAAUACCAGAUUUUAAUUUAUAGAUUUCUCAUUGGGAUUAAUGGUCUAACACUAAGUUCGCUAAUCUUCCAUUACUGAAUUCACAUACAGUUGUUUUUCAACAUUUGUUCGACUUGGUGAAAUACAUUUUCAGCUA
Molecule: messenger RNA, 1548 nt
Organism: Chenopodium quinoa (quinoa)
Lineage: Eukaryota; Viridiplantae; Streptophyta; Magnoliopsida; Caryophyllales; Amaranthaceae
Product: post-GPI attachment to proteins factor 3-like
Exons: 6
Coding region: 161-1186 (341 amino acids)
Biological process (GO): GPI anchor biosynthetic process
Cellular component (GO): endoplasmic reticulum membrane
Molecular function (GO): hydrolase activity, acting on ester bonds
Source: RefSeq, a predicted model, not a curated record